Molecule: messenger RNA, 693 nt
Organism: Durusdinium trenchii
Lineage: Eukaryota; Dinophyceae; Suessiales; Symbiodiniaceae
Source: the annotation of a GenBank genome assembly
AUGGAGGACAGCAAUCGAGCUGCAGCCAACUUUGCAGAGCUUCUCAAGGAAAAACCAUCUGUUCCUGGUGCGCCAACCCUUUGGCUAGGUUCCAAAGGAGCUCGGACUCCGUGCCAUCAAGAUGCGUAUGGACACAACAUCGUCGCACAGAUCGCUGGCGAAAAGCUUUGGCUGCUUUUUGACCCUUCAAGUUCAUGGCUUGGUGGGCACCGCCUUCCUUUUGAGGACUCAUCGACUUUCACCGACUUGGAUCCUUUGGAAGAGGAGAUCCCACAAAGGUUCACUGGCCUUCGGACCACAUUGCAUCCUGGAGACGUCUUGGUCAUUCCCAGACAUUGGUUUCAUGCAGUUGAGUGCACCUCCAGUUGGUCUUUGUCCCUGAACCAGUGGCUAGAUGCGCCAGGAGAUGCUGAGCAACGCGUACAUGAGGCCAUUGCUCGUUGCUUGGCAUCGCCCCUUCUUGAAGUGAGGCCCGAAGGAUGGUGGCUGAAUCCAGAUGAGGACUUGCUGGAGACCAGCGAAAAUAUCGAGUUCCUGAUGUCUGCUUUGCAGGACGUGCCUGGCGGACACCAGAUCGAGACCAAGGCCAGAGAAGAGGAAAAGCUGGCGCUGGGGAGCGCGAGUGGUUUGGGGAAACGGAAGAUUCGUUUGCACCUUUUGCUGCGGAAGUCGAGCUUGAUCCAGGAUGCCUGA